Molecule: messenger RNA, 1713 nt
Organism: Orbilia oligospora ATCC 24927
Lineage: Eukaryota; Fungi; Ascomycota; Orbiliomycetes; Orbiliales; Orbiliaceae
Exons: 9
Coding region: 1-1713 (570 amino acids)
Biological process (GO): transmembrane transport; carbohydrate transport
Cellular component (GO): membrane
Molecular function (GO): carbohydrate:proton symporter activity
Source: RefSeq, a predicted model, not a curated record
AUGUGGUGGAUAAGUUUCCAAGAAGGCUCGGUGAUCCCGGGUAUCAUCGUAGGAUGUUUCGUGGCAAUCGGUGGUUUAAUAUUUGGAUGGGAUACUGGUAACAUCAAUGGCAUAUUGGCAAUGGACUCGUUCAUUCGAGAUUAUGCCACCAAUGUUGACGCCCACGGAAGACCUUACAUUACUGCCGGCCAAUCGAGCUUAAUCGUUUCGAUUCUUUCUGCUGGGACGGUCAUUGGCUCUUUGACAGCAAACUUCUGGGCGGAUUGGAUCGGGCGAAGAUGGGGCCUGAUAUUAUCGUCCACCCUUUUCACAGUUGGUGUUAUUCUUCAAACACUAUCUACUGCUCUCCCGCUCUUCAUCAUUGGGAGAAUGAUAACUGGUAUCGGUGUUGGUCUUAUAUCCGUGAUGGUCCCUCUAUACCAAGCAGAGUCCGCACCUAGGUGGAUCAGAGGUUCAAUCAUCGGCUGCUACCAACUCUCCAUCACCAUUGGGUUACUUCUCACCACAAUUAUAUCCAACGCAACGCAUUCUCGCACUGAUAGUGGUGCUUACCGAAUACCAAUAUCAUUGCAAGCCAUUCUCUCUGUCACCCUAGCCGUUGGUAUGCUAUUUCUGCCAGAGUCGCCUCGUUUUCUCGUAAAAAGAGGCCAUCCAGAGGCUGCGACUUUGGCCCUGGCCAAACUUCGAGCUUUGCCACGAGACCACCCAACCUUGCAAGAGGAACUUGAGGAAAUUGAGAUGUUCCACGAGAUUGAAUGUGAUUUGGGAAAGGCGACAUGGAAAGAUUGUUUUAGAGGCAACCUGGGUGCAAGGUUGUGGACUGGUUGUGGGCUCCAAGCGUUGCAGCAAUUGACAGGCAUCAACUUCAUCUUUUAUUACGGUACCACAUAUUUCAAAACUAACGGCGUUUCUCGACCAUUCGUCAUCUCACUCAUCGCUAAUAUUGUUAACGUUGUGGCGACGAUACCUGGUCUUUAUCUCGUUGAAAAAGCUGGAAGGGCACCGCUACUUUUCAUUGGAGCCCUAGGAAUGGGGUUUUGCCAACUUGUAAUUGCCGUUGUUGGUCUGACCACUAGUACCGAUGUAGCCAACAAGGUUCUCAUCGGUCUGACUUGCGUCUACAUCGCCUUCUUCGCUAUGACUUGGGGUCUCGGUGGCUGGAUUGUCACCGGUGAGAUCUUCCCACUUAGGGUCAGGGCAAAGAGUAUGAGUAUGACGGCAGCGACGAAUUGGAUCGUAAAUUGGGCCUUGAGUUACUCGACCCCAUAUCUUGUUGACGAAAGCCCCGAUUCCGCUCGACUUGGCUCUAAGAUCUGUUUUAUCUGGGCCGGGUUCUGCUUCCUGAGCGUGUGGUUUGUUCAAAAGUACAUUCACGAAACAAAAGGUAUCUCCCUCGAACAAGUCGAUGGAGUCUAUCACGGCAGUACUGCCGCCAAAAUCCGCAACCGUCUCUCUAGUGUCACCGGCGCCUCACUCCGAAAAAGGGACACAACGCACGUCAACGAAAUCAUCCCGCUACAUGUCGCCGCAGCAGGCGGCAUGCCAUCGUCCUAUACAAGCCGUGCUCCUCUAUCACCACUAUCUCCAGUUCAUAGCAUCAUACCUUCAAGCAGCCGGGAUAGCAAUGAAGUUAGCCCUGGCAGCCUGGAACGAGGUUCUAGUUUGCCAGAUAAGGAAAAUAGUAUCCAAAGGGUCGAUACCAGUGGCUCAUAA